Esox lucius (northern pike) is the source of this 5278-nucleotide messenger RNA. RefSeq names its product lysine (K)-specific demethylase 7Aa (gene kdm7aa). Gene Ontology annotation, biological process: regulation of transcription by RNA polymerase II; protein demethylation. Bases 31 to 2610 code for a protein of 859 amino acids. Gene Ontology annotation, molecular function: histone demethylase activity; transcription coregulator activity. The record is from RefSeq and is a predicted model, not a curated record. The transcript is spliced from 16 exons. NCBI's taxonomy places the organism in Eukaryota, Metazoa, Chordata, Actinopteri, Esociformes, Esocidae.
AUUCCUGCGUUGUUUAGGGACAGUAGGAAGAUGGCGGCGGCCCCGCUGUACUGUGUCUGCCGGCAGCCCUAUGAUGUGAGCCGGUUUAUGAUCGAAUGCGACAUCUGUAACGACUGGUUUCAUGGCAGCUGUGUCCAGGUGGAGGAGCACCAUGCAGUGGACAUUGAUGUCUACCACUGUCCCAACUGUCAACCUCAACACGGACCCUCUUUGAUGAAAAAGCGAAACAACUGGCACCGGCACGACUACACCGAGCCGGAUGACGGAACCAGGCCGGUACAGGCCGGCACCGCCGUGUUCGUCAAGGAGCUCCAGAACAGGACAUUUGCCAGUGGUGAGGAGGUUCUGCUACAUAUGGCUGGGGAACAGGUGACCCAGAGGUACCUGGAGAAGCAUGGCUGGCAGUACCCCAUCUCCGUCCCCGACAAGGAGGGACUGGGACUCAGGCUUCCACCGCCGUCCUUUUCUGUCAAAGACGUGGAGCAAGUUGUCGGUGGGGAUAAAAUCAUUGAUGUCAUCGAUGUGGCCAGGCAGGCAGACAGCAAGAUGAAGCUGAAGGAGUUUGUCAAAUAUUAUUAUAAGGCCCACCGUCCCAAGGUUCUCAACGUCAUCAGUCUGGAGUUCUCCGACACCAAGAUGGCAGAGCAGGUGGUUAUACCUGACGUAGCUCAGAAGAUGUCCUGGGUGGAGAACUACUGGCCGGAUGACUCCUUCUUCCCCAAGCCCUUUGUGCAGAAGUACUGCCUCAUGGGGGUCAAGAACAGCUAUACGGACUUCCACAUUGACUUUGGGGGCACUUCUGUGUGGUACCAUGUUCUUUGGGGGGAGAAGAUCUUUUACUUGAUCAAGCCGACCCAGGCGAACCUUGCACUAUACGAGGCGUGGAGCUCCUCUCACAACCAGAGCGAAGUGUUCUUCGGGGACCUGGUGGACAAGUGCUACAAAUGUGUCGUGCCGCAAGGAACCACAAUGCUCAUCCCGACAGGUUGGAUCCAUGCGGUCCUCACCUCUCAGGACUGCAUGGCGUUCGGUGGCAAUUUCCUCCACAACCUCAACAUCGGCAUGCAGCUGAGGUGUUACGAGAUGGAGCGGCGCCUGAAAACUCCGGACCUCUUUAAAUUCCCCUACUUUGAGGCCAUCUGCUGGUAUGUGGCCAAGAAUCUUCUGGAGACCCUCAAAGAUUUGCGAGAAGACAACUGCCCGCCCCAGACCUACCUAGUUGAGGGGGUGAAAGCUUUAAUUGGUCCUCUGAAGACCUGGCUGAAGAGAGAGGUUACGGAGCCCACCAGCGAAGUCCCGGACCACAUCAGACCCAACCAUCUCAUUAAAGAGCUGACCAAGGAGAUCCGCUACCUGGAGGAGGACCAGGGCAGCGGCGGGGGCACCAGCAGGCCAGUGAAAUGUCAGGGAAACGCCAGCGGGGGGCAGUGCCCAGCCACGCGCUCCACGCUGGAGAGGGUGUGCCAGGCGCGGCAGGCGCGGCGGGCAGCCCGGAGGCUACGGGCACAGCAGAAGGAGGAGCAGGUCCCCAAAGUGCCGUCAAACCUGGACAUCCUGGAGCUGCACACCAGGGAAGUGCUCAAGAGACUGGAGGUGGGCCCUCUGGAGGAGGACCCCUCCUUCUGCCUCCCGGUGCACGGGAAGUUCAACAUGGUGUCAACCGCGUCCGCGGCUGCCGCCGAGAACCCGGACACGCACCUACGGCUCAUGCUGCACAACGGACAAAUCAUCCGAGACGUGAGGAGGCCGGCAGGCAGCACGAGUACCAGCCCGGCGAAGACGGAGAGCGAGAGCUGGGCUGCGGAGCAGUCGAAGAGCGCAGGGGAGACGGAGGCGAGACGGACAGCGUCAGGACAGGAAGCGCACCACAGCACUACAAGAGAGGAGACUCCGCCCCAGCUCCGCGGGUUGGAGAGGGUCAAGACUGAACUCAGGGAAGAAGCCUUAGGGCACUCAGACAUGUCAGACGUGGAUUCGGACAGUGAUUUCACCACACAGCUUAAAGCCUCUUCUGAUGAAGAUUCAGAAAGCUCCCAGAGUGAUGAUGACGAUAAAGAAACGGAGAGGGGUUCAUCCCAGAGGGCCGCAGGGCACACCAUAGAGCUGGACCGGGCAGACCAGAACCUCAGGCACAGACACAAACCACUCAAAAGAGAACGUCCUACCUCACCCAGCACAGAGGAGGCCAUUCAGGGCAUGCUGUCCAUGGCCGGCCUGUUGUGCCCCUCCAAGCCAGACGAGGGCGCCACCUCACAGGAGCCAUGGUGGUCCAGCCCAAGCCGAGAGCAGCACCAGCAUCAUGUGGCAGGGGACAAUAGCCCCAUGGACAGCCAGGGCAACAGCAGCAGUGAGGCCUGGGACAAUCAGGGGCCCCUCUCCUUUGGGGCCCCCAGCCCUCUUAGCCACAACGCCAGCCUAGGGGACAACUACCAAUACUGUGACCCCUCCAUGUCCCCCCCUCUGCACCCCUCCAAGAGGAACGCUUCCAACUCCCCCCCUGUCAGCAACCAGGCCACCAAAGGCAAGCGGCCCAAGAAAGGAAUGGCCACAGCUAAGCAGAGACUGGGGAAGAUCCUGAAACUGAGUCGACACAAUCGUCUCUUUGUGUAAAGCUCAGAGUGCCACAGUCAAAGCUGAGCGGAGUGGGAAGGGGGGGUGGGUGGGGGUGGGGGGGUAAAAAGCCUCUCCUUGUAUGCGGACCUCUGUAUUUAGUCGAGACAUCUUCACCGUGUCGAAAUCACUGCCUGGGAAAGAGGCCCACCUGGAAGAGGCCCACCUGGAAGAGUUGUUGGUGGACACUCACUGUGCAUGCCUAGGAUCACAGGGUAUUGGAUUCAAACACACAGACUACCAAGCAAGUGCACCGCUUCACUGCAAGCACACUAAAACACAAGGUAGGGGGGAAAAAAAGAGCAUGUCGAUUACUCAACUGCAGGGAAAAUUUAAAGAGGGAGUCCCAGUGGGCAUUCAGGAGCCAUGAUUAAAUGUUCCAGAUGUUGGGAUGAGGGUAGGAAUGAAGUCCUCUGUACAUUACAACUUUGACGCCAAUUAUUCUUCAGCCAGUGCUUGAUAUAACACCAUCUGAAUCGACGCGAGUCUGCUUUUUGUGUCUGAACUUCGCCGCCGCGCCUUCCUAGAAUAUCUGCAGCACUAUAAACUUCAUGAGGCCCCCGGACAAGGCAGAGGGCGGGGAUUUCCACAGGAUGACACUGGUACUGACCCACCUGGCUCUGUCUGGGCUCUCUCCCUCCAGCAGGGACCUCUUUAGCCCUUAGAAUCAAAGGGUGCUAAGCUAAACCGAAUUUGUCUCAAAAUGGUGCUUAAUGUUUCUACGUCCUAAUGCUCCACCCAGCUCUCCUUAUCUCAAUCACACCAGCAAUAAUGAAGUUGAGUAGAGAGGGGUUUUGAAAGGCAGCACUCUUUAGGAGUCAGCUUCCUUUCCAGCUAGGUCAUCAUUUGUCAUUUUAAAGGUGAUUAACUAAAUUGUCAUAGCACUUUUUUUUUAUGCUACCACACAUCAGAUCUAAAACAAAGUAAACUUGUCUUCAAGUCUAAUUUUACAUGUUUCAAUGCUUUGAUAAACGAAUAGGGCAUUCACAAUAUAUAUAACGUAAGACAGGAUACAUAACAGGGUUUAAUGAUCCAUAUGGUUUUGCUGCCUCCUUGUGGUCAAAAGCGAGGAGAGCGGGGGAGUGCUGCCUCUCAAAAACAAAUGUUUCAUAGUGUAGGAAUAUAGUAUAAGUUGUUUCCUUAGUUGAAAAGCAAUGAUAAUAAGAAACAACUAAUACCCUACCUAAUUUAUUUUUAGUUUUUUAUUGUGUUUUUUUUUUUAAUGGAUUCUGAAUUAUGUAUUUAUUAAUUGAAAAAGGUGAAUAAUGAUUUUAUUAUAUUUUGGCCCUAAACCUCGGCUAUUUUAGGGAUUUCCUUUAAGUUUUUUUUACUCUGUUUAUCAUGUUCAUUGUAUAUGUGGAAACGUUUGACUUUGUGGUCACGAUCUAUUGUGUAGAUAUUCUCCUACUGACUUAACAAAAUUUGUAUCUGAAUUUCUAUUCUUUACACCUAUUCUGGCCAAAUCGGCUUUGUUCACUUGAUUUAAACCUUUGUAUUCCUAUGCUGUCUCCUAUGGUUUCCUCUGAUUGUUUCCAGAGGUUAGUGGGGUUGUGUGCUAAGAGAAUGGAAAAUACUGUGACUACAGAAUACUACACCCUUGCCCCAUUACAAACCUAAAAAAAAAAAAAUACCAGAUUUUUCUAAAUGGAAAAAAAAUACAAGAAUCAGACUCAUGACCGUCACUGGUCUGUAGAUUUGAUGUCAUGUACGCAUGGAGUUGUAUUAGGCUGCUUUUUCUAAGAUUCCUAUGACAUGUUGCUGAAGUGAGGUGUGUGUGAUUUGAUUGGGAUUACAAGUUCUUUACUCUCAGGGAAUGACGCCACGGAUAAGACCUCUGAUUUAAUCACCAGCUACAUCUCUGCUACAGUAUAUUUCUUCCAAUCAGACUCCUGUACUAUUGACACGUGUCUUUCAUGUCAUAUAGCUGAGCAGCGAUGCAUUAGAAUUUACCAAGUUAACAUGGUUAAUGUGGAGAUGAAGCAAUCUAUGCUCAAGCUCUCCCUAGGUAAAUACCAUCUUACUUCCUUGUAUUCAUAUCAAUGCAUGUAACCACCAGCGAGAUUCAAAAUCAUCCAGCACCUACCGGUUUACUUAGCAGGCUGUAGGACACUCCGCAGACAUUUGGAUGUCUUGAGCUAAGUGCUUUCUCAAGUCAGUCUGUUGACAUCACGAUUUAGUGGCCAAGUUGCUUUUAUGACUUGAAGGCUGUGCUACAGGUGAGGUAUUAAAUCGAUUCCUAACACAAAGAUCCUAUUUUCAUGUGUUCUACUCCACUAAAUACAAAACAAGUGGUUUAAAUCACAUUGCUAGACUACAUUUCCUCUUAAAUGUAACACUAUGCUUUUACCUUUGAACUCUUAUUGCAUGUUCAAGUCCUCACCAUUCAUCGGUGUGAUAUUAUUCACCAGAGCUAGCCUGCAGGCAGGGUUAUAAGGAGCAGUUUUUUUUGUACAGUAUUUAUUUACCAUGACUCAUGCAAACCUAUUUGCAUGUGUGUUUUUGGAUAAACAGUCAUUUUUCCUCUUUGCAUUAGUUCUGAUGGUUUGAUUUAGCAUAAUGAUUUGAACCACACAAACACUGGGUUACUGUGACACUGUUACUUGAUGCAUUAAAUGUUUCAGCAUUUCAAAAAUGUCCUGUAAAUAUAUUAAAGUUUUUUUUUUCUUAA